This is a messenger RNA of Yamadazyma jaroonii, 594 nucleotides long. The record is from the annotation of a GenBank genome assembly. Lineage: Eukaryota; Fungi; Ascomycota; Pichiomycetes; Serinales; Debaryomycetaceae.
AUGAAAGAUAAAAUUGAUAAAACUGUUGAAGAAAUAGGUGACGGUCAAGUUGACCAAUCUAUUAAAGACGAUAUGAAGAUAGAAUUGAAAAGAAGUUUAUUCAAAGUCAGUAAUGAAGACAUGAAAAAAGAUGAUGUUAAAAAUAACCUUGAUAAAAUUAAAGAAUCUUCUAUCACAGAAAUACCUGUUAUUUUAACUGUUGAUGAUACCAAUUUUUUAUUAAUUCAAAAUGAUGAUAUUUCUGAUGACUUAACCAGAUUAGUUGCCCUUUAUGAUUCUAAUAUCUUGGAUUAUGAUAUUGUAAAAUUAUUUAAUCUUAUAAGAACGGAUGAUGAUUUGAUUGAAUUACAUAAUCUUACUGAUAGAGAAGAAAUGGUACUUAAAAUACCUGCUUUAGAUAUUGUUAUAACAGAAGAUAAUAUUUAUGCUAGAGAUAUAAAAGUUAGUGAUUUUUUGGUUAUAUUCAAGGGUUUAAAACUUGGAGGCAAUUUAAAAUUCAUUAUCGAUAGGAAGGAGAGAUUCAUAACAAGGUUUAAUGAUUUACAUGAUGAAAUUAGACUGAAUAUUGAACUGAAGAAGAGGAAAUUACAAUAA